AUGACAGACAACCAACGACAAAGAUACGACGUUUAUCGCCGUACUGCACUCAACAAGGGGUCGGUUAAGAAAUUGGCUUAUCAUAUACUGAAUCAGCAGAUAUCUUCGACUUUGACCUUUGUGCUGGCUGGGUUCUCAAAGGUCUUUGUUGGCGAGAUUGUCGAGAGAGCUGUCCAGCUUAAGAUAGAGCGCGGGGAGACGGAGGAGGGCCCGUUGAAACCGGAGCAUUUGAGAGAAGCAUAUCGCUUGUACAAGAAGGAAACGCAAACUGGGUCAAGCAGUGGCUUUACCAAACGUCUAUUCUAG
This is a messenger RNA of Kickxella alabastrina, 306 nucleotides long. RefSeq names its product TAFII28-like protein. Gene Ontology annotation, biological process: RNA polymerase II preinitiation complex assembly; transcription initiation at RNA polymerase II promoter. Gene Ontology annotation, cellular component: nucleus; transcription factor TFIID complex. The transcript has a single exon. Lineage: Eukaryota; Fungi; Kickxellomycota; Kickxellomycetes; Kickxellales; Kickxellaceae. The record is from RefSeq and is a predicted model, not a curated record. Gene Ontology annotation, molecular function: transcription coactivator activity; protein heterodimerization activity. The coding region runs from base 1 to 306 and encodes 101 amino acids.